This is a messenger RNA of Cryptotermes secundus, 696 nucleotides long. Its product is annotated as protein FAM200A. The transcript has a single exon. The record is from RefSeq and is a predicted model, not a curated record. Lineage: Eukaryota; Metazoa; Arthropoda; Insecta; Blattodea; Kalotermitidae. The coding region runs from base 1 to 696 and encodes 231 amino acids.
AUGGAAUUAAAAUCAUUAGAAACCUGCACCAAAGGUAUUGACAUAUUCAACGCACUGGAUAAUGUCGUUUCUAAAUAUGGUGGUUUAGAGAAGUGCUCUGGCAUUGCAACAGAUGGAGCUAAAGCAAUGGUUGGUCAUAGAAGUGGGUUAGUAGGACUGUGUAAAGAAAAAGGCAUACAUUGUUUGUUUUUCCACUGCAUUAUCCACCAGGAGGCUCUCUCUGGAAAAAUUAUAGGGCCAAGUGAGACAAUGAAAACUGUUGUAAAUACUGUAAAUUUAAUAAGGGGAGGCAAAAAAGCCCAGAGACACAGGGCAUUUAUUGCAUUCCUGGACAAUUUGGAAGCUGUGUAUGGUGACAUUUCAUUGUACUGUGAAGUGCGUUGGCUACGCGCUGGAAAUUGCCUGCAGCAGAUGUUUGGGUUGAGGAAUGAAAUUCUUGCUUUUCUCAGAAAUGAAAACAUUGGACAUGAGUAUCAAGAAAACCCGAAAGAAAUUCUGUUUUUAAAUAAUUUUGCUUUCCUGACAGAUUUAACAUCUCAUCUAAAUGCUUUAAACCUAAAACUACAAGGCAAAAAACAAAAUAUCUCCCAGCUCUAUGGACAUAUUGAGGGCUUCCGCAAACAACUUGAUGUAAUGCAAAUUGCACUGAAGUCAAAUAAUACAGCACACUUCCCAUCUUGUCAGAAAUUGAAAUAA